UGUAUAUAAUGAGGAUAUGUACGUAAAAAGUUUGAUUUGAAUCGUAUAGUUUUGAACUUCACUCUGUCUCAUCUUCCUCUUAAAAGGCCCCGGCGCUGGAAAAAUUGAUUGGUCCUUAAUUAUGGAGAACUAUAAAACAACUUUGCAAGCUAUGCAACGCCAAGCCAAUCGUCUGAUGAUUGAAAAGUUCAAGCAAGAAUCUCAUGACAAAGACACUCCUGAGCAGAGGCUAAUUCGAUUGACCGUUGAGCAUCCGCAAUACCGUGUCGACUUUUCGUUUCACUCACACUCCAAGGAUUGGUUUGUAUCCGAUGUUGGAACGAAAAUGUCGAAUGUGAUGAUUUCAAACCAAAUGGUAGCUCUUGACUGUGAAAUGGUUCUUUGUGAAGAUGGAACCGAGGGUGUGGUUAGAGUUGGCGCUGUUGACCGCAAUUUAAAGGUGAUCCUUGAUGAAUUUGUGAAACCGCACAAACCUGUUGUUGACUAUAGGACAACUAUUACAGGAGUUACUGCUGAAGAUGUCAUCAAAGCUACUCUCUCUUUGGUUGAUAUACAGGAAAAAUUGCGGCCGUUUCUCUCUUCGGGUACAAUUUUGGUAGGUCACAGUUUGAACCAUGACUUGGAAGUGUUGAAGAUAGAUCAUCCCAUAGUAAUUGAUACUUCACUUGUAUUUAAGUAUCCUAAUUCAACAAAGCGAAGAAGACCUUCUCUUAAUACCCUUUGCAUGUCUGUGUUGGGGUACGAAGUCCAAAAGACCGGUGUUUCUCAUCACUGCGUACACGAUGCAGUCGCUGCGAUGAAACUUGCACUUGCUGUUAUAGAGAAAAGAGUUGACACAACAAUCACACUAACUAAAGAGAUGGUGGAGGCCGAGAAAUCAAGACUCUUUCUACAUAGAAUCCCUCACUAUCUGUCAUCUGAAGAGCUGAAAAAAGAUCUUUCUCUAAAGUUUUUUCCCAAUAAGUUUACAGUUGAUGUUAAGCCAGCAAAAACACAAGGAGGUUACUAUUGUGCAGUUGUUGUCUUCGGUAGCUCAUUAGAAGCAAAUCAAGCAUUUGAGAACGUUAAUGGAUACCAAGAAACGGAUUCAUCGGGGCUGCCACAGAAACUCAUUUCUUGUUCAAGAGCCACUUUUUAUGUCCGUAAAAUGGCUUAAGAUUGGUGAUGCAACCUAGGGUUGGUUGAAGGCUUGAAGCUUAAUUUUUUUCUUUUUAAUAUGCUUUUUAUGUUGGGAGUUCUG
Messenger RNA from Arabidopsis lyrata subsp. lyrata, 1240 nucleotides. Its product is annotated as putative small RNA degrading nuclease 4. Lineage: Eukaryota; Viridiplantae; Streptophyta; Magnoliopsida; Brassicales; Brassicaceae. The transcript is spliced from 11 exons. The record is from RefSeq and is a predicted model, not a curated record. Bases 122 to 1156 code for a protein of 344 amino acids. Gene Ontology annotation, molecular function: nucleic acid binding; exonuclease activity. Gene Ontology annotation, cellular component: nucleus.